AUGUCCUAUUCACCUGAAACAAGAUCGGAGAGUUGGCAGGAGGAUAAAAAUGGGCCAGCCAAGGACCAAGGCAACUACGACGGACCUCCGGGUUUGGACACCGUUGGUGCUCUUGACACAAACUGGCAUGAAGUCGUGGAAAGCUUUGAUGACAUGAAAUUAAAGGAAGAAUUGUUACGAGGAAUCUAUGCUUAUGGUUUCGAAAAACCUUCAGCCAUACAACAACGCGCGAUAAUGCCUUGCAUUCAAGGUCGCGACGUUAUUGCUCAAGCUCAGUCAGGAACUGGAAAAACUGCAACAUUCUCCAUUUCAAUUCUACAGCAAAUUGAUACUAGUAUUCGCGAAUGUCAAGCGCUUAUUUUAGCUCCAACCAGGGAAUUGGCACAGCAGAUUCAGAAGGUGGUUAUUGCUCUUGGUGAUCAUUUGAAUGCUAAAUGCCAUGCCUGCAUUGGUGGUACAAAUGUGCGUGAAGAUAUUCGUCAAUUGGAAAGUGGUGUUCAUGUGGUGGUUGGUACUCCUGGUCGUGUAUAUGAUAUGAUUACUCGUCGUGCCCUCCGUGCCAACACAAUUAAGCUAUUUGUGCUUGAUGAAGCUGAUGAAAUGUUAUCCAGAGGGUUUAAAGAUCAAAUCCACGAUGUUUUUAAGAUGUUGUCUUCUGAUGUGCAAGUUAUUUUGCUAUCAGCUACUAUGCCUGAUGAUGUGUUGGAAGUGUCACGGUGCUUCAUGAGAGAACCCGUGCGUAUUCUAGUGCAAAAAGAAGAGUUAACCUUGGAAGGUAUUAAGCAGUUCUUCAUUUCCAUUGAGAUGGAGGACUGGAAGUUGGAUACUCUAUGUGACUUGUAUGACACACUCUCCAUUGCCCAGGCUGUCAUUUUCUGUAAUACUCGUCGCAAGGUCGACUGGUUGACUGAAUCCAUGCACACCCGCGACUUCACCGUAUCCGCCAUGCACGGCGACAUGGACCAGCGCGAGCGCGAGGUCAUCAUGAGACAGUUCCGCACAGGGUCUUCCCGUGUGCUCAUCACUACUGAUUUACUUGCUCGCGGAAUUGACGUGCAGCAAGUGUCUUGCGUUAUUAACUAUGAUCUGCCCACCAACCGUGAGAAUUACAUUCAUCGUAUCGGAAGAGGCGGCCGUUUCGGUCGUAAAGCGCAUUCCAGUUUAUACUUUGUGUCCUGCAUUCUAUUGCGAUAUUUAAACGAAAAUCUACCAACUGAGCUGUUGAAACGCACUUUGGACACAACUAUGUGGAAA
Brenthis ino (lesser marbled fritillary) is the source of this 1254-nucleotide messenger RNA. NCBI's taxonomy places the organism in Eukaryota, Metazoa, Arthropoda, Insecta, Lepidoptera, Nymphalidae. The record is from the annotation of a GenBank genome assembly.